GCUUUACACUCUCACUCUGGAUUUUCAUCCGAGCAGUUUCCCUCAUGCUAGCUUUGUGUGGUACAUUCCCCGGCUGCUAAAGCUGACUUGUUGGUUAGCAUGCUAGCUAGCCGAUGCUAUUUUAAAAUACAUGCGGUUGAUUCUGAUGCUAGUUAUAUCCUGUUACAGGUCAAUAAUUUGCGGAAUAUAUGUACAUCAGUGUAGGCAUCACUUGCUUUAUUGUAACAUAGAUCCGUGUUUAUGAAAGAAUUUGCAGCAGCUGAGCCACACGGAGCUGAAGCAUGGAGGCAGUUCUGAGCAGGCUGCGGGGGCUAACUCCUGAUGAACUGCGUGAGGAGUUUGCCCGAGCAGACCUCAAGUGCGGCCCCAUCACAGCCACCACUCGAGCCACCUUUGAGAGGAAGUUAGCCCGAGUCCUCGCCGGGCCAGAGAGCAGUGCUACUGAAUCAGACGGCAGCUCUCCAGCUGGAAGCACAGGCAGUGCGGCCUGCGUUGCCGAACAUGCCAAAUCUAUGUCAUGUGCCACAGCAGUUGCGUCCACCUCUACUGCUGCAACGAGCAGCAACCCUGCUGAGACUGCCAACGAAGAGUUAGACUUUGGUUAUGGUGUGGGUCUCAACCCUCCAGAGGAAGAAGAGAUCUCCGUAAAAGCCUCAAAAUGCACCACUGAAGGCAGUAACUCUGAAUCCAAAACAGAAACCCCCUCAAAACAGGCACAAAUGUCCCCAACUUUUUAUUAUGGAGUUUGUCCACUGUGGGAGGAUGUUCUGGCUAGAAAUGAAAGAGCACAUGUAUACACAGAUAAGAAAGAUGCCCUUCAAGCAGUGAAGAUGAUGAAGGGGGCACGCUUCAAAGCGUUUCCCAAUCGGGAGGAUGCUGAGAAGUUCGCUAAGGGGAUCUGUGACUACUUCCCUUCUCCCAACAAAUCUGCACCCUGUGUUUCUCCAGUCAAACCAGGCCUGGUCAUCAGCAAAGACAACAUGGAGGUUGAUACCAUCAACCGAGAGCGAGCAAACAGUUUCAAGAGUCCGCGCACCCAGGACCUAACCGCCAAGCUGAGAAAAGCUGUGGAGAAGGGAGAUGAGUUGGGCUUCAGCGAGCUGGUAUGGAGCAACCCAAGAUAUCUCAUCGGCUCAGGGGAUAAUCCCACUAUAGUCCAGGAGGGCUGCAGGUACAACGUCAUGCAUGUUGCAGCAAAAGAGAACCAGGCGGGAAUUGCUCAGCUGCUAUUAGACACCUUGGAAAACCCUGAGUUUAUGCGCCUCAUGUACCCAGAUGACCAGGAACUCAUGCUGCAGAAACGUAUCCACUACAUUGUAGAUCUUUACCUCAACACCCCAGAUAAGGCUGGCUUUGAAACCCCGCUCCACUUUGCCUGUAAAUUUGGAUGUCCGGACGUGGUCAAUGUCCUGUGCUCGCAUCCUGACAUCGAUAAGAACUGCAAGAACAAGGACGGUCAGAAGCCUUGUGAUCUUAUUUGUAGCAGAAAAAACAAGACCCAAGAAGUGAAGCAGAAGAUAUGUGAAUAUUUGGAGGACCGCUGUUACAUCCCUUUACUGAGGGCAACAGACAACACCUCUCAGCCCAUCAUCGGUGCUCUUUGGUCCCCUGAAUCCUCAGAAAGUCUCUCACAGAUCCAGUGGCAUUCAAGAAGCCCCAUGGACCCCCUGAUGACUGUCACAGCCUUCGCCGGCCCGCUGAGCCCUUCAAAAGCAGAUGAUUUUCGGCGGUCCUGGAAGACACCACCCAGAGACCGAGCUGAGCAUUUUCACCACAUUCUAAAGUCUGAUCCUGACCGUGGGGCUGAGAGAGUGGGCAGAGACCUGGCUCAUGUGAUGGGUCACCCGUGGGCUGAGUACUGGGACUUUCUGGACAGUUUUGUGGAUCUGUCAUCAGCUGAGGGGCUGCGCAAACUUGAAGAGUAUCUUAGCAAGAGAGAUUUUAGCUCACGGGCCCAUGAAGAGACCGGGGAGAAUGAGACCAGCAACAGGUUCAGAACCCCCUCUCCAGGCAAGCUCAAAAAGUUCUGCAACUCCAUCUCUGUCGGUGCCUUCCUGGACGAGGGUGACGACAUCAGCCUUGAGGAGAUGAAGAAUCGUCAAAACGCAGCACUCACCAGCAUCACCGCCUCUGCUGCAUCCAAGGACGGUCUGAAGGGAGCAGUGGGCGGCCGGGAGUUUCACAUCCUGCCCAUUGCCCUGCACCACCGAGGGGCUGACCUUAUCGAGACAGCGGCAGAGCAGGACCUGCUGUGCUGCUGUGAUGACAGCCUCCUGACGCCUGGGGUCGUCUGCAAAAAUGGGGUGUGCUCCUCCUCCAGAGACAGGACUCACAAUGGAGACAAGGUCACCCCUCGCACCUCACCCUCCUCCUCCUGCCUGCUGUCGCCAAUCUCCAACCUCAUGGUGGAGUUUGAGCGCAUGUCGUUGCAAGAGCCACUGGACAGCCCCAGCAGCUGCAGGGAAAGGAGGAGCAGUGGAGGGAGCCGGCACCGGGACAUCCGUGACUCCUUCAGCUCUUCCUCAGCCACAGACCUGAGCUCCGGGCUGAACCGCUUGUCUCUAGGUCACAGCAGUCAGGACGAAGAGGGAGUGGAUAUACCAGGCUGGAGAACGGAGGUAGGAGAGGCAGAGGAGAGGCGCAGCAGUGGGAGCUCAGAGGAGUACUUUGAAGCAGAGGAGAGUCUGGAGAUGCUGGGAAGGACUAGGGGGUCAGGAUCAGGGGGGCGCAACUUCUGUGCUAGGUCCAAGUCAUGGGAUCAUGGAGGGAGGGACCUGAGCAGCUCAGGAUCCUCUGGGUCCUCAUAUAAGUCCUUAGAUAACUCAAACGAGUUCCUACCGAGGACCCCACCGCACAUUAGAAGAGGACUUUUCAUUGAUGGGGAUUCACCGACUAAGUUGGACAGGGAGGUCCUGUCAGCAAUAGAAGCCGUCGACGUCGACAUCGACUCCCAGAAGUAUCCCAGCAUUCAUAAGUGGAAGAGCACAAUUAAGUCAUACUCUGCAGCAGACAUGCAGAGCUGGCCCAGCCCUGCGGUGGUAAAACCACGACUCAGGAUGCAGAAUCAGACUCCCGGCUCCCCAGUCAGCGGCCUGAUGUCUCCCACCGGUCGCUUUAGUCCCGCCCGGCACGCCGCCUCACCAGAUUUCAGCCCCAGCCGUUACAGCCCUGCCAAUGCUAGCUACAUCCAGCGCAUCCGCCUCAAGCACUUAAACGAACCACCGGUCUAACCGCCAACUACAGCCCUGCCUCCUCCCAUUAUGGCCAUACCCUUUCCUUCUGACCCCUCCCCACCCUCCCACUACAAACUCAGCUGCACCCAGGUGUCUACACCAGAGCUCAGAAACCACAUACCUAACAGAGAUAUGCACAACUGUCUGGAAGAUUUGUAUUAAUGUACGGUACUACUCUGUAAUACAGGAAUCCUCAUCACGUUGGGUUGUGAUGUACACUCAAGACUUUUAAAAAGGAAAAAAGAAAUCUUGGUAAUUUAUGUACUGUAUGGGUGUGGACCAUGUUGAAUUGACGGUAAUGUUAUUUGUGGCCAGUGUGAAGCACCUGUAUCAUAGCCUGAGUCAACUUUUUGAAUAUCGUGAAAACAAGCCGCACUCCCCAAAGUUAGUCAUCACUCAACCUUAGUGUGGAAUCCUUAAAAGGAAUCUGUCACUGAAGAUGUUCUUAAAAAAAUUAAAAUGUCAAUAUUUUAAAAGUUAUUUUUUGUAUGUUGGUCAGUAGCACAAAAAAAGUAAAUGUUUUUAUUAAUGGUGUUAAAACCGACUGCCAUUUCCUAUGUUUCCCUCAGUUCAGGAAUUGCCUUAAUUUUCUGAAGUGAUGGACCAGUUCUUGGUCAGUUUGGACACACUCUCUCUAGCUCAAACACAAAAAUAUCUUCUGGAAACGGUGACCUCACUGGCAGCGUUGCUCACAGACGAUUACAGCAAGCAUGGGACAAACAAAUGGAGAAGACUGAGAGCUUCCAUGAUUUUAUUUAAAUCUUUAAUAAACACAUACAUUUUCCAUCUCUUCUCAGUGAUUCCUGGACAUGUCUUGACUUUUCCUUUUCCUGCCUCUACUGGCGGCCUUAGACUGUGCAAUUUUUAAUUUUACUCAAAAUAUCUUCCAUUCACAAGCAUUUCCCACAGUUUGAAUGACAAAAUUCCCCCUCAGUGAAGUGAUAUUUAGACUACCUGAUGAGUUCACCUUAAAGCUGUGUUAUGUGAUUUUAUCCACUGGGGACAAAGACUUAACAGUAACUGAAUUAUGGUUCAGUGCUUGGUUAUUAUGGCCAUUUUGUUGAUGAAAACUGCCUUACGCUCACAGAAAAUUAGCAGAGAUUUUCACUUUAGGCUGUUGACUCCUAGAGCGAUCAGCAGUACUCACCUUUUUCACUUUACAUAGGUAGUUUGGCAAGAUUUUAAAUGAAAACUAGCACUUACUAGAGCUUUAACGCCCUUCAAUUGUCAGGAAUUUGGUUUAAAAUUGGCACACAGUAAACUCCGCUCACACUGAAGGUUCAUGCAGUCCUGAACGCGGUAGAUCUGAAGGUGGAACGUGAAUGUGCAGAAACCUGUUGUAUCGAAUAAUUUGUACUUCUGAAGUCACUGAUGUACGAGGGCUUUUCAGCUGUGUAAAGGUCAAACAAAGCCAAUCAUUUUAAAUAUUCAGAUUAACACUCUAGUUGGUGUGAGAGGAACACGUGUUCUGAAUGUAAAUUUUUUGUGAACUAAACCUUUAUCUGAGAGCACAAAACUACUUCACUGAGAAGAUUGUACCGUCAUCUGCGUGCUCUCAGGUGACUACAGAUUGAAUUCUGGUCUCUGAAUGUUUAUGAAUGUGGAACUUUUGCAAAAAUGCACCUAAAAACUUAAAACAUGCUUCUUGUGCUUUUAGCAUUCUGUGCUUUCUUAAAAAAAUAACUUUCAUGGUGAAUUCUCUUUUCUGUAUGUCUAGACCUCAUUUGCUUUCAACUAAUCAAUAAAACUUCACUCCUACUUUA
Molecule: messenger RNA, 4996 nt
Organism: Cheilinus undulatus (humphead wrasse)
Lineage: Eukaryota; Metazoa; Chordata; Actinopteri; Labriformes; Labridae
Gene: ankle2
Product: ankyrin repeat and LEM domain containing 2
Exons: 13
Coding region: 282-3230 (982 amino acids)
Biological process (GO): negative regulation of phosphorylation
Cellular component (GO): endoplasmic reticulum
Molecular function (GO): protein phosphatase 2A binding
Source: RefSeq, a predicted model, not a curated record